UCGAUUGUGUUGCCUUGCGGUCCAAACUAGUCGAGCUCAGAGUUAUCAUAUUUAAAAAUCAGCGCGAUAGCUGCUUGCCCCGCAUAGUAGUUGGCGUUAGCCGGACCGGAGGACUUUAUGUUAUAUAAGGUGCACUUUUGCUCACAUAUUAUCAACAUAAACUCAUUUGGUACAUCAAAUUUACGCCCAGGGGAUGUCUACGAAGAAACUGGCUAAAGAAUUGGGACUGUUGAGGCAGCGGAGUCAGACUUCUGCUGGGACAAAGAAGUCCGCGGUAUCAAAUCAGAUGUUUUCACACCUGAUUGUGAUUGACUUUGAGUCGACUUGCUGGAGAGAGAAAACCAAUUACAGCCAAGAGAUAAUUGAAUUUCCUGCUGUUCUACUAAACACAUCCACAGGAGAAAUUGAGUCUGAGUUCCACACAUAUGUUCAACCCCAGGAGCACCCCAUUCUGUCCAAGUUCUGCACUGAGCUCACAGGGAUUACACAGAGGCAAGUUGAGGCAGGAAUUCCCCUCCAGAUCUGUCUUUCCCAAUUCAGCCGCUGGCUGCAGCAUCUGCAGCGUGAGAUGGGACUGGUGUUUCCCAGCAGCCAACACAGAAGUUCUGAACCUUCACCAUCUCAGAAGCAGUGUACGUUUCUCACGUGGUCAGACUGGGAUCUUGGAGUUUGUUUACAGUACGAAUGUAAACGCAAGCAGCUGCAUAAACCUGAUGUACUGAACAGCUGGAUAGACCUGAGAAGCACAUACAGGCUGUUUUACGACAGAAAACCCAAAGGUCUUAAUGGAGCACUUCAGGAUCUUGGAAUACAGUUUUCAGGAAGAGAACAUUCUGGUCUGGAUGACUCUCGAAAUACAGCUAAGCUGGCGUCAAGGAUGAUGAGGGAUGGAUGUGUAAUGAAAAUCACUAGGAGUCUGGAGAGGGCAUCAUCAACAGUCAAGCCCAUGUUUAGAAACACUACUGCAGAUGAAAAGAAAAACCCAGGCACCAACAAAAAGGAAAAUCCUCUCUCCAUUCAUAGACCUUCAUCAUCCAGGAGUCCUUUAACGUUAUGUCACAUAAAUUCAUAUUCAGAGAUUACUACUAAUAUAGACACAAAGGAAAACUUAAAUUCAGCUCUGGCGCCUGUUAAUGUUAAUGUUUGUCAGAGCCUGAUCUCACCACAGACGCUGCUUAAUGGUACAAAUACUUCACUGUGGGGAUGCAGCAGCAGGUCAGUCAAGAAGGAGACGGCAAAUCUUUCCUCUUCAGUUACGAUCAACUGUAUCUCUCCGAAUAGUAAUUGUGGAAACAGUGUGGUUCUGUGUCCUACUAUUCUGGACGGCUAUUCAAACCUGCCUCAACCACAACAACUUUCAGAAACCGUGGCAACAGUCGGACUCGAGGACAAUGGAGAACUUUUAGUGGAAACAGAGAGAUGUGGGUCAUAUGAUGAAGUUGUAUUAGAGUGUGAUGAUAUUAUUGAUGAUACUGAGUACAUUUCAGCUUUUGACAGUGGAUGCUACGUGUGGGAGGAGCCCGAAUGUUCAUAUUCAGCAAGAAAUCUGUUUACAAUAAGUGACAAAGUGAGACCUGGGAUGAAGACCACUCAUGUACCCACAAAAAUGUCAAGGUCCCAUAUUAUUACCUCGGCUCAGCCACAUGUGAUGAGGCAGCAUUCUGUGGUUUCAGAGCCAAAUACACAUUCUGCUGUAAACACAAGUGUUCCUCUGGUCUGCGAAACCAACCAGCAAAAAAACAUUCAAAAGACACCCUCUCCCUUUAAGCCAAAGUCUUUUGUCCCAGAAAACACCUCCACCCCUAAUGUGUUUGCCAAACCCAAACCAGUCUCUCAACAGAAGCACAGACCAGCUCCAAAAUCCUCCUUCACCAUCUAUACUGACGUAACAAAGCAGGCUGCAACGCCCUCCCAUCCCUCUUCAUGCAACUCUCUUUACACCUCCAACAAUGUCCUCUCAACACUGUCAACCAACACACGAUCCUCGUCUACCAGCUCUUCAUCCUUCCUUCCUUUUAAAUUCCAGGGAGGAGGGAAGGUCACCGCUCCGCUGUGUGCAUGCGGCCGUCGUGCAAAGCGACAGCUUGUAUCUAAUGGGGGUCCCAAUCAGGGACGGGGGUUCUACUGCUGUCCCGUCCGCCGAUCGGGCAGUGGAAGCAGGAUACAGAAGGGGUGUGAUUUUUUUAAAUGGGAGUCAUCUCUGUCAGGGAGCAGUUUGGCUGCUGGUCCUCCCGUCAGAUCGUCUGUUUCACUCUGUCAGUUCAAUUCACUUGUGGACUGUCAUCCACAAAACAGACUAAGAAAAAGCUGUUAACAUGUAAGAAACCUCAUCAUGUCUUAGUCACACUGAAGUAGUGAUAUAUAACUAACUUCCGUUUUGUUUGUUGACCUUUUUUGUGUGUGUUCAUGGUUUAAUACUUUCAGAAUUGAAAAAAAAACCACACUAGAUAAUGAAAAGAAGAUCUGUUUGACCCAAGAAUAAUGUGGGUCAAAUGGUUAAAAUAAAGAGCCAAUAUAUAAUUCAUAUUAUGCAAAAUGGAAUUAUGAAAUCUGGAUUUAAUCAUUGUAAUGAUGGCUAAUCGUGUUGAUGAUCUUUAGGAUAUAUAUGCAGUUGCUAUUUUACACAAUAUUUAUUGGAUAUAUUAAUUAUGUAUUAAUGUGUAUUUGUGUGUGUGUGUGCAUAUACAUUUGAUUAUGGACAACAAAUUAAAUGUUGCGUAAUACAGUG
Betta splendens (Siamese fighting fish) is the source of this 2728-nucleotide messenger RNA. It is a transcript of the gene eri2, whose product is annotated as ERI1 exoribonuclease family member 2. The coding region runs from base 194 to 2314 and encodes 706 amino acids. The transcript is spliced from 9 exons. Gene Ontology annotation, biological process: exonucleolytic trimming to generate mature 3'-end of 5.8S rRNA from tricistronic rRNA transcript (SSU-rRNA, 5.8S rRNA, LSU-rRNA). The record is from RefSeq and is a predicted model, not a curated record. Gene Ontology annotation, molecular function: 3'-5'-RNA exonuclease activity; nucleic acid binding; zinc ion binding. NCBI's taxonomy places the organism in Eukaryota, Metazoa, Chordata, Actinopteri, Anabantiformes, Osphronemidae.